Molecule: messenger RNA, 3825 nt
Organism: Chrysemys picta bellii (western painted turtle)
Lineage: Eukaryota; Metazoa; Chordata; Testudines; Emydidae
Gene: UPF2
Product: UPF2 regulator of nonsense mediated mRNA decay
Biological process (GO): nuclear-transcribed mRNA catabolic process, nonsense-mediated decay
Cellular component (GO): cytoplasm; exon-exon junction complex
Molecular function (GO): protein binding; RNA binding
Source: RefSeq, a predicted model, not a curated record
AUUUGCCUGGGUAACAUAAUGCCAGCUGAGCGCAAAAAGUCAGCCAGUAUGGAAGAAAAAGAAUCUUCAUUAAAUAACAAAGAAAAAGACUUCAGUGAAAGGCGAUCAGUGAGCAGUAGAGAGAAACCAAAGGAGGAUGUGAAGGUUGGCCUGAAGAGAGAGACUCUCAAGACACCUGAAGAUAAAAAGAAAAAACUGGAGGAGGAUAAACGGAAAAAAGAAGACAAGGAGCGAAAGAAAAAAGAAGAGGACAAGAUAAAAGCUGAAGAAGAGCAGAAGAGGAAAGAGGAUGAAGAAAAAAGAAAUUUGAAGAGGAAAAAAAAGAAACAAGAAGAGGAAGUAAAACGUCAGCAAGAGGAGGCAGCUGCACAAUUGAAAGAGAAAGAGGAAGCACAUCAACUCCAUCAGGAAGCUUGGGAGCGCCAUCAAGCAAGAAAGGAACUCCGCAGCAAAAACCAGAAUGCACCAGAUAACCGCCCUGAGGAGAAUUUCUUUAGCAGGCUGGACUCGAGUCUGAAGAAGAACACUGCUUUUGUUAAGAAGCUAAAAACUAUCACAGAACAACAGAGGGACUCCUUGUCUCAUGAUUUUAAUAGCCUCAACUUAAGCAAGUACAUUGCAGAAGCUGUAGCUUCUAUUGUUGAAGCAAAGCUGAAAAUAUCAGAUGUGAACUGUGCCGUGCACUUGUGUUCUCUGUUUCACCAGCGCUAUGCUGAUUUUGCUCCAUCGCUUCUUCAGGUUUGGAAAAAGCAUUUUGAAGCAAGGAAAGAAGAGAAAACUCCCAACAUUACCAAACUAAGAACUGACUUACGUUUCAUUGCAGAAUUGACAAUAGUUGGGAUUUUCACUGAUAAAGAAGGUCUGUCUUUAAUCUAUGAACAGCUAAAAAACAUUAUUAACGCUGAUCGGGAGACCCACGCUCAUGUUUCUGUGGUAAUAAGCUUUUGCCGGCACUGUGGAGAUGAUAUUGCUGGUUUGGUACCAAGGAAGGUUAAAAAUGCUGCAGAGAAGUUUAACUUGAGUUUUCCUCCUAGUGAGAUAAUCAGCCCAGAGAAGCAACAGCCCUUCCAGAAUUUGUUGAAGGAAUACUUUACAUCUUUGACCAAACACCUGAAAAGGGACCACAGAGAGCUACAAAAUAUUGAGAGACAAAACAGGCGUAUUCUGCACUCUAAAGGAGAGUUGAGUGAAGACCGACACAAGCAGUAUGAAGAAUUUGCAAUGUCCUAUCAGAAGCUGUUGGCAAAUACUCAGUCUCUGGCUGAUCUGUUGGAUGAAAAUAUGCCGGAUCUUCCCCAAGACAAACCAACACCAGAGGAACAUGGGCCUGGCAUUGACAUUUUUACCCCUGGCAAACCUGGAGAAUAUGACCUGGAAGGGGGCAUCUGGGAAGAUGAAGAUGCUCGAAAUUUCUAUGAGAACCUUAUUGAUCUAAAAGCUUUUGUGCCAGCCAUUUUGUUUAAAGAUAAUGAAAAAUGUUCUCAGAACAAGGACUCCAGCAAGGAUGAAUCUAAAGAUUCAAAAGAUGCCAAGGAUAAUAAGGAUGUUGCUGGUAGUGAGGAUUUGGAGUUGGAUAUGGAGAAUUUGGACAUUAAUGAUGAUAACUUGGAGUUAGACUGUGGAGAUGAAGCAGAAGAUCUCACAAAAAAGCUUCUUGAUGAGCAAGAACAAGAGGAUGAAGAAGCCAGUACUGGGUCUCACUUAAAACUGAUAGUAGAUGCUUUCCUUCAGCAACUCCCAAACUGUGUCAACAGAGACCUCAUAGACAAGGCAGCAAUGGAUUUUUGCAUGAGUAUGAACACAAAAGCCAAUAGAAGAAAGUUAGUACGAGCUCUCUUCAUAGUUCCUAGACAAAGGUUGGAUUUGCUACCAUUUUAUGCAAGGCUGGUUGCCACAUUGCAUCCCUGUAUGUCUGAUGUAGCAGAGGAUCUUUGUUCCAUGCUGAAAGGGGAUUUCAGAUUUCAUGUGAGAAAAAAGGACCAGAUCAAUAUUGAAACAAAAAAUAAAACUGUGAGAUUUAUUGGAGAGCUUGCCAAGUUCAAGAUGUUCUCCAAAAAUGACACCCUGCAUUGUUUAAAGAUGCUUCUGUCAGACUUUUCUCAUCACCAUAUUGAAAUGGCAUGUACUCUGCUGGAAACGUGUGGAAGAUUCCUAUUUAGAUCACCAGAGUCUCACUUAAGAACAAGCGUUCUUUUGGAACAAAUGAUGAGAAAGAAACAAGCCAUGCAUCUCGACGCACGGUAUGUCACAAUGGUGGAGAAUGCGUACUACUACUGUAAUCCCCCUCCUGCUGAAAAAACUGUGAGGAAGAAACGCCCACCUCUGCAGGAGUAUAUUCGUAAGCUUCUUUACAAGGAUCUCUCCAAGGUCACCACUGAGAAGGUCCUGAGACAGAUGCGCAAAUUGCCCUGGCAGGAUCCUGAAGUGAAAGAUUAUGUUAUAUGUUGUAUGAUCAACAUCUGGAAUGUGAAAUACAAUAGUAUUCACUGUGUAGCUAACCUUUUAGCAGGGUUGGUACUUUACCAAGAGGAUGUUGGAAUUCAUGUUGUGGAUGGAGUGCUAGAGGAUAUUCGCCUAGGCAUGGAGGUUAACCAGCCAAAGUUUAAUCAGCGACGGAUCAGCAGUGCCAAGUUCUUGGGAGAACUUUACAAUUACCGAAUGGUCGAGUCAGCUGUAAUAUUUCGAACUCUAUAUUCAUUUACAUCAUUUGGUGUGAACCCUGAUGGUACUGCUAGUCCACUGGACCCUCCAGAACAUCUUUUUCGAAUUAGACUGGUCUGCACCAUCCUUGAUACCUGUGGGCAAUAUUUUGACAGAGGUUCCAGCAAACGGAAGCUUGAUUGCUUCCUUGUGUACUUUCAGAGGUAUGUUUGGUGGAAGAAGAAUUUGGAAGUUUGGACAAAAGACCAUCCAUUUCCUAUUGACAUUGACUAUAUGAUCAGUGAUACGCUAGAACUGCUGAGACCAAAGAUAAAACUCUGCAAUUCUCUGGAAGAAUCUGUCAGGCAGGUACAAGAUUUGGAACGAGAAUUCUUAAUAAAACUAGGCCUUGUGAAUGACAAAGAUUCAAAAGAUUCUAUGACGGAAGGAGAGAAUCUGGAAGAAGAGGAAGAGGAGGAGGAAGGUGGAGCAGAGACAGAAGAGCAGUCUGGAAAUGAAAGUGAAGUAAAUGAGCCAGAGGAAGAGGAGUGCUCAGACAACGAUGAUGAGGAGGGUGAGGAAGAAGAGGAAGAGAAUACCGAUUACCUCACAGACUCCAAUAAGGAGAAUGAAACUGAUGAAGAGAACACAGAAGUAAUGAUUAAAGGAGGAGGACUUAAACAUGUUCCUUGUGUAGAGGAUGAGGACUUCAUUCAAGCAUUGGAUAAAAUGAUGCUGGAGAAUCUUCAGCAACGGAGUGGAGAAUCUGUGAAAGUACAUCAGCUGGAUGUUGCUAUUCCUCUGCAUCUCAAGAGUCAGCUAAAGAAGGGUCCACCCUUGGGUGGUGGGGAAGGAGAAUCUGAGUCGGGAGACACAAUGCCAUUUGUCAUGUUAACUCGAAAAGGCAACAAGCAGCAGUUUAAGAUCCUAAAUGUGCCAAUGUCUUCCCAACUUGCUGCCAACCACUGGAAUCAACAACAAGCUGAGCAAGAGGAGAGAAUGAGAAUGAAAAAGCUCACUCUGGAUAUUAAUGAACGGCAAGAACAAGAGGACUAUCAGGAGAUGUUACAGUCUCUGGCACAGCGUCCAGCUCCAGCAAAUACUAAUCGUGAACGGCGGCCUCGUUACCAGCAUCCGAAGGGAGCACCUAAUGCAGAUCUAAUCUUUAAAACUGGUGGGAGGUAA